AUGCCGCUUAAACGCACACCGCCGAAAGGGGCUCACUCUGACGCAGGGGACGCAUUUGACAAGACUUUGAGUAUUGAGUCGCUUCCGGCCUCGGGCUCGGCUCCUGAUUUGAGUACAAUAGGACAAGAUAAUAUACGGAAACGAAAACAUGACGAUAUAUCAUGCAUAAAAAGUUUUAUGGAAGAGAUCCGCAAUAUGCUUGACAAAUCAGCGGAGCAGAAUAAUAAGAAAUUCCUCUCAAUUGAAUCUAAAAUGACUGAAAUCAUUAGCCAAAAUAAUAAUAUUGUGACAUCGAUCGAAUUCGUCUCUAAAAAAUAUGAUGAACUCCAAUCUCAAAUGCAGGAGGCCGCGAAUGAGAGAAAAACUGACCGCUUGUAUAUCAGGCAACUGGAGUCAAGGAUUGAGACUCUGGAGCGCACUCUUUAUUCGACAAGGUUGGAGCUGAAAAAUGUUCCUAAGAAAGAGAACGAAGUUAAGGACGAUUUAUGCGAUGUCAUAAUAAAAACGGGAAGUGUUUUGGGCGUUCAGGUUCAGCAGCAGGAGAUAAAAGAAGUUUUUCGCACCAGAAGCAAGUCAGAUAAGCCAGGCACAGUGGUGGUGGAUUUUGUUAGUGCUGUAAAGAGAGACAAAAUUAUAAAAAAAACUCGCGAAUAUAAUCGCAAAAACAGCUCAAACAAAUUCAAUACUAAACUUCUCUCAUUUGAUGGACCUGAGAAACCGAUUUUCAUUUCUGAAAGCCUGUCGCCGAGAGGACAUCAGCUGUUUCGUCUGGCUCGUGACUUUGCUGCUGAAAAUUCUUAUAAAUUUUGCUGGAUAUCAUACGGGAAAAUUUACCUUCGACGGGAUUCGAAUGAACGGUUUAUACUUGUGGACUCCGAGGAUGCUCUUUCUAAAUUACGUCUAGAAAAGUGA
Messenger RNA from Ostrinia furnacalis (Asian corn borer), 912 nucleotides. RefSeq lists its product as uncharacterized. The coding region runs from base 1 to 912 and encodes 303 amino acids. NCBI's taxonomy places the organism in Eukaryota, Metazoa, Arthropoda, Insecta, Lepidoptera, Crambidae. The record is from RefSeq and is a predicted model, not a curated record. The transcript has a single exon.